AUGGCCUCCAGUCAAUUCCGCGUUGCACUCAAAAAGGCGCACUUGCUUGAAACUCGGGGAUUCAUCGCCGGGCAAUGGAAACAUGCAACGGGCAACAAGGUCUUUCCUGUUUAUGAACCAUCCACAGGCCAAGUGCUAGCAGAGAGCGCAAAUUUCUCGACGUCGGAUUUCACCGAUGCCAUCGAGAGUGCCGACCGCGGUUACCGGGAAUUUUCCAAGUCAACAACCGCCAAAGAUAGACAAUCUGUACUGCGCAAGUGGAAUGACCUGAUAUUGGACAACAUUGACGACUUGGCACGGAUCCUCUCGCUUGAAAACGGCAAGGCCCUCACGGAGGCCCGGGGCGAGAUAGGCUAUGCCGCCUCCUUCGUGUCAUGGUUUGCAGACGAAGCUGUCCGAAGUUACGGGGAUACAAUCCCUUCAUCGUUUCCCGACACGUCGGUCCUUGUUUUCAAGCAGCCUGUUGGGGUUUGCGGGAUUAUCACGCCAUGGAACUUCCCCGCGGCGAUGAUCACUCGAAAGAUUGCGCCUGCGUUUGCAGCAGGGUGUUCGGUUGUUAUCAAGCCUCCCAGCGAAACCCCAUUCAGCGCCGCAGCUUUUGUGAAGCUUGCUCUAGAAGCGGGCAUUCCGUCUGAUAUUGUGAACGUCGUGCCUACAAAGGACCGCGAGGCGUCUUUGGCUCUAGCUACACACCCUAAAGUCAAGAAACUUAGCUUUACAGGAUCCACCAACGUUGGCAAGAUGCUGACGAGGCUGUGUGCUGAUACAAUGAAGCGAGUGAGCAUGGAGCUUGGAGGGAAUGCUCCGUUUAUUGUUUUCGAAGAUGCAGAUCUUGACAAGGCUGUAGACGGUGCACUCGCCUCCAAGUUCCGUGCAUCAGGACAAACCUGCGUUUGUGCCAACCGCCUCUACGUGCACCAAGCAGUUCUCGAGGACUUCACUCAGAGGCUUAUUGCAAAGGUCCGGCGGUUUAAAUUGGGUCGCGGCACUGACCAGGGAACUACUCAUGGUCCACUCGUCAAUGUAGCAGCCGUGGAAAAAGUCAAGACGCAUGUUCAGGAUGCCAUUGAAAGGGGUGGAAAGCUUCGCUACGGGGGAAAGGUGCUCGACAGGGAGGGCUUCUUCUUCGAGCCUACAGUCAUUACCGAUGCAACAAAGGAUAUGCUUCUUGCCCAGGAUGAGACCUUUGGUCCAGUCGCUGCUAUCUUCCCCUUCAACUCGGAGAAUCAGGUUGUCGAGUUAGCGAAUGACUCCAGUUUUGGCCUGGCGGGAUACUUCUUUAGCCAGGAUGUUAGUCGGGUGUUCCGCGUGGCCCAGAGGCUCGAGUGUGGUAUGGUUGGUGUGAAUACCGGGCUUCUUAGCGCUGUUGAAGCUCCAUUUGGAGGAAUCAAGGAAAGCGGUGUUGGGCGCGAGGGUAGCAAGUAUGGCCUGAGCGAAUACCAGAACAUAAGGUCUGUCACUAUUGGGAAUCAGCAGUCUUGA
Messenger RNA from Aspergillus versicolor CBS 583.65, 1482 nucleotides. Its product is annotated as NAD-dependent succinate-semialdehyde dehydrogenase. The transcript has 2 exons. Lineage: Eukaryota; Fungi; Ascomycota; Eurotiomycetes; Eurotiales; Aspergillaceae. The record is from RefSeq and is a predicted model, not a curated record. Gene Ontology annotation, molecular function: succinate-semialdehyde dehydrogenase (NAD+) activity. The coding region runs from base 1 to 1482 and encodes 493 amino acids.